UCUUUCGAGGGAGCUCCUCCAGAGCUGCCGCUCUUCUCUGUGAGAGAGCCCCGGGGUACUAGGGAAAGCUCUUCUACCCUGCCCAAAACUUACACACGUACCUGAGGGCUGCACGGGAAGUAGGUGAGCAGGAUCAGCAAGAACCCCCUCAGGCAGGCAGGACGGCAUGGUGCAGCGCGUGGCGGUGGUGGGCGCAGGCGUCAGUGGGCUGGCAGCCAUCAAGGGCUGCCUGGAAGAGGGGCUGGAGCCCACCUGCUUUGAGCAAAGCGAGGACAUCGGGGGGCUCUGGCGCUACACGGACCAGGCAGAGGAAGGCAGAGCCAGCAUCUACCGAACCGUCUUCACCAACUCCUGCAAGGAGAUGAUGUGUUACUCCGACUUCCCCUUCCCUGAUGACCACCCCAACUACAUGCACAAUGCCAGGCUACAGCAAUACAUCUGCAAGUACGCCGAGCACUUUGAUCUGCUCCGGCACAUACAGUUCAAGACCCUGGUCACCAAGAUUAAAAAACGCCCAGACUUUUCUGUGACGGGGCAAUGGGAGGUGGUGACCCAGAGAGAUGGGAAGGAAGAGAUGGCAGUUUUUGAUGCUGUUAUGAUUUGCUCUGGGCAUCAUGUCUACCCAAACCUCCCCCUUGCUGACUUCCCAGGAAUACAGAAGUUUAAAGGCUGCUACUUCCACAGUCGAGAGUACAAGGAGCCAGAGAAGUUCAGAGGGAAGAAGGUGUUGGUGAUAGGCUUGGGCAACUCUGGCUGUGACAUCGCUGUGGAGCUCAGCACCAUGGCAUCACAGGUCUACCUGAGCUCCCGAAGCGGGUCCUGGGUGAUGAGCCGUGUCUGGGACAAAGGCUACCCCUGGGACAUGCUGGUCAUCACUCGUUUCCGGACCUGGCUGGGGAACAUCCUCCCCAGGGCACUCAGUGACUGGCUGUAUGUGAGAGGCAUGAACCGGUUCUUCAAGCACGAGAACUUCGGCCUCAUGCCACUGAACAGAACUUCCCGCAAGGAGCCGGUGUUCAAUGACGACCUCCCGAGCCGCAUCGCCUGUGGCGUGGUGGUAAUGAAGCCGAAUGUGAAAGAGUUCAGAGAGACAUCUGUCUUGUUCCAAGAUGGGACUGUACAGGAUAAUGUUGAUGUGGUCAUCUUUGCCACUGGUUACAGUUACUCUUACCCUUUCAUGGAGGAUGCAUCCAUCAUCAGAAGCAGGGACAAUCAGGUCACCCUGUACAAAGGCAUUCUCCCUCCUUGUCUUGAGAAGCCAACCAUGGUAGUCAUUGGGCUGGUCCAGUCCCUUGGGCCGAUCAUCCCAACAGUGGACCUCCAGUGCCGCUGGGCAGUCAAGAUGUUUCAGGGACAGUGCAUGCUCCCUCCAGUCAGUGAGAUGAUGGAUGACAUUGAUAAGAAGAUGGGGAAGAAGCUCAAGUGGUACGGGAACAGCACCACACUGCAGACAGAUUAUAUCACCUACAUGGAUGAGCUGGCGUCAGCCAUUGGUGUGAAGCCCAACAUACUGAAGCUCCUGCUGACGGACCCACGGCUGGCCUUGGAGGUUUUCUUCGGCCCCUGCAGCCCCUACCAGUUUCGGCUGACGGGUCUGGGGAAGUGGAGCGGGGCCAGAAAGGCCAUCCUCACCCAGUGGGACCGAACGCUGCGGGCCACACGAACGCGUGUCACCCCAGCCACCCCCACUGCCUUCACAUCCCUGGCCACGCUGGGGGUGUUCUUCCUCCUGCUCCUCCUUGCCACCCUUUAUUGGUAGGGGAACCCGGAGAGGCAGGGCAAGGACAGAGAGGGAUGCAGGAGUACUGAGCGGUGUGCAUGUGUGGGAUGCCUUCUCCUGCCGGGCAAGGUGGGCUGCUGCCCUGCUCAUUAUCCCGGAAAUAAUUAAUCAACAGAUCCCUAAAAAAUGGCAUCAACAAAUCAGGUGCAAUCUCCAUGCUUGGUAAAUUUGGGAGGUUCCUCAGCUGAGGCUAUGAAAGAGUGCAAAUACCAGUCCCAGAAAGUAAUGCUGUUUAUUUUAUCCUUCUAAAUGUGUUCAAGUAGCAGUGCAUUGCUACAUGUCUUUAAAACUCCCUGUCUACUGUCUCUUUUCCCAGUGGAAAACUGAAGUCAAAAUGUUUAGUUUUUUGAGAAAAGUUUUGAUGCUUGUGCUCUGGCUAAAAUGAGCUUGCCUGAAUUGUCCCUUUUGAAAAGAUAAUUUUCACAACAAGUAACAUCCAUCUUUUUCUCCAGCGGGGAAAGAUGCCCAAAUGAAAAAAAGAAUUCAGAUUAAAAUAUUAAGAGGAAUACUCUAGUAUGUAAAUAAAUGGCCCACCAGCUCUUAGAGCAGCAUCUGGACUUUGCUGGAACAUGUGAGCAUCUGAAAGGUGAUAUGAACAGUGUCUGCCAGACAAAAUGCCUGGCCCAGCUGGGGCUGUGUAACCCAGUGCUGUGGCUCCUGCAGCCAGGGGGAGAGCAUCCUCAGAGAGGUCCCUCUCCAAGCUGAUUCACUUCCUGCUGGGCAUUACUGGCUCCAUAGCAACAGCUUGGAUGGGCAUCCACACUUUGGCUCACCUGUCUCUGUAGCCAACCCCAAGGUUUGUCCAGGGGCAAUGGGGAUGUGCCAUCUGCCCAAUUGCCUAUCCUAGGGUGGGGGCAAAGCUUCUGAUGUUCACCCCCACCUGAGCAAGUGGGAGAGAACUGGACCAAUCCUGGUAAGCUGCUGAACUCCUGAUGUAGCCAGAUCCUGCAGGCUUUCUCUUUGCAUUCAUCUGCUGGGGGUGGAACCAGACCAUGGCAUAAUUUGGUGCUCCCCAGUAAGCGCUCUGUCCAUGGGCAGCUGCAGCCAUCUCUGAUUUUCACCUCCAUAAAGUAAUAAUUUUAGCCUUGCAAAAUGCACCAUGGUUUUAUGAAAGGCACCACGUAAAUGUGAAAUAAUACCAUUACUGUGAGCUCUAGCCCUGGAAGUGAGACUGCUGGAUGCCUGUCGUUCCCUUUUCAGUGCCUCUGCUUGUGCACUUCUUCCUGCCAGGAGAUGAAGGGGUUUGCCUGCUCUUAUUUCUUCCAGUCCAAAUGGCAUGUACCUGUGGUGGGAAGCAAACCUUUCCUACAACUGUAGUCUGACUCAGAAAACCUGAGAUGUACUGACUAUCUCAGACAAACAUGAAUAAAAAUAUAGUGGCAUCA
Phalacrocorax carbo (great cormorant) is the source of this 3165-nucleotide messenger RNA. Lineage: Eukaryota; Metazoa; Chordata; Aves; Suliformes; Phalacrocoracidae. The record is from RefSeq and is a predicted model, not a curated record.